AUGGCCUCCUUCAAACUUUGCCUCGUCCUUCUUGCACCUGUUUUUGCUUUCCUAUUCCUUUCUAGUCCAGCGCAGUGUAAAGAUGAAGAGGACAGUGUGUUUAAGGGAAUAAAUAGCUACAGGCAAACACUGAACCUCCCACCCCUGAACCGAGUAGCCAAGGCAUCAUGUUUAGCUGAUGAGGUUGCAGAUGAAAUAGAGGACGAGCACUGUGAAAAUGUGAAUCAAUUCUACCCAGCACCUACUGGUCCAGCUGGUGCAAACAUAAAAAUACCAAACUUGCAGAAGCAUAUAGAUAAAUGUGACAUUAACAUUAACACCACCACAGAUGGUGUUAUUCUUCCUGUUUGUGUAGCCAAAUUGGAACCCACUGUUUUGCUUUCUAAUUACACUCAUUCUGAUCGGUACGCACGGUAUCUCAACAAUUCUAGGUACACAGGAGCUGGGCUUGGUUCCGAGCACGAUUGGAUGGUUCUUGUUCUCACUACCAACACAACCACUGGAACUUUCUCUGCUUCAAUUUCUCUGCAUGCUAAACCUUCUUGGAUGGAGUUCUUGCUGUUGCCUUUGCUGCUUGUGAUGAUGAUCAACUAG
Messenger RNA from Gastrolobium bilobum, 594 nucleotides. RefSeq lists its product as uncharacterized. The record is from RefSeq and is a predicted model, not a curated record. Lineage: Eukaryota; Viridiplantae; Streptophyta; Magnoliopsida; Fabales; Fabaceae. The transcript has 2 exons. Bases 1 to 594 code for a protein of 197 amino acids.